Messenger RNA from Closterium sp. NIES-65, 2293 nucleotides. The record is from the annotation of a GenBank genome assembly. Lineage: Eukaryota; Viridiplantae; Streptophyta; Zygnematophyceae; Desmidiales; Closteriaceae.
CGCCAUCCGCCGUGUUAUGGGCAACAGUUCUAGCAGCCACCAUCGCAAGCACCACCACCACGACAACCAGCGCCGCCCCGACAGCCGCUACGCCUCCUACUCCGGCCCGCUCCCCCGCCCCGCUCACUCCGCGCCUGCCGGUCCCGCGUAUUCCGGACCCGCUUAUUCCGGCCCCGCGUAUUCCGGUCCCGCCAGCCCCGGCGCCGCGUGCCAGCACCACAGCGGCGGCGUCAGCAGCAGCAGCGGCGGCGGCGGCGGCGGCGGCGAGUCGUACAGUCGCAGCAGCUCGUUCGGAUACUCGCGCGCGCUGCAGCAGAAGUACGGCAUCAUCCCAGACACCUUCCGCUCCAUCGCGCAGGUGCAGGAGAAGCUGCGGGAGGUGGGCUUGGAGUCGAGCAACCUCAUAGUGGCCGUUGACUUCACCAAGAGCAACGAGUGGACGGGCAAGCAGAGCUUCAAUGGGCGCUCACUGCACGCAAUAGCACCAGGUGCAUCAAACCCGUACGAGCAGGCCAUUGACAUCAUUGGCCAGACGCUCUCCGCCUUCGAUGAGGACAACCUCAUCCCCUGCUACGGCUUCGGGGAUGUCUCAACGCAUGACAAGGCAGUGUUUGCGUUCAACGAGGGGCAGCGGCCGUGCAACGGCUUUGAGGAGGCGCUGCAGCGGUACCGUGCCAUCGCCCCCCUCGUGCAGCUCUCAGGUGCCAUCGCCCCCCUCGUGCAGCUCUCAGGUGCCAUCGCCCCCCUCGUGCAGCUCUCAGGUGCCAUCGCCCCCCUCGUGCAGCUCUCAGGUGCCAUCGCCCCCCUCGUGCAGCUCUCAGGUGCCAUCGCCCCCCUCGUGCAGCUCUCAGGUGCCAUCGCCCCCCUCGUGCAGCUCUCAGGUGCCAUCGCCCCCCUCGUGCAGCUCUCAGGUGCCAUCGCCCCCCUCGUGCAGCUCUCAGGUGCCAUCGCCCCCCUCGUGCAGCUCUCAGGAUUCCUCUCCCGCCCCACUUUCCCUUUCAACCCUUUCUCUCCCCCUCUCCCCAUCCUCUCCCCAUCCUCUCCCCAUCCUCUCCCCAUCCUCUCCCCAUCCUCUCCCCAUCCUCUCCCCAUCCUCUCCCCAUCCUCUCCCCAUCCUCUCCCCCAUCCUUACCCCGUGUGCGUCCGCGCAGGUCCCACGUCGUUCGCCCCGGCGAUAGAGGCGGCGGUGACGGCGGUGGAGGAGAGCGGCGGCCAGUACCCCGGCCAACCCUGUCCCACGUCGUUUGCGCCGGCGAUAGAGGCGGCGGUGAGGGCGGUGGAGGAGAGUGGCGGCCAGUACCACGUGCUGCUCAUCAUUGCUGAUGGCCAGGUCACUCGCAGCGUUGACACGCCACCAGGAGUGUUCAGCAGGCAGGAGCAGGCCACUGUUGACGCCAUUGUUGCUGCCAGCAACUACGCGCUGUCAAUAGUGAUGGUGGGGGUGGGGGACGGCCCGUGGGACACGAUGGAGGAGUUUGACGAUGCUCUGCCGCAGCGCAACUUCGAUAACUUCCAGGAGUUUGACGAUGCUCUGCCGCAGCGCAACUUGGAUAACUUCCAGGUGGGGAUGGGUGGGCAUGGCAUGUUUGUCAACUUCAUGAGGGUUAUGGCAUCAUCACGCGUACCGGAUCAGCGCACAUCACUCUCUCAACACUCAUGGCCAUGCCUCUCCCCCCCUCUCCCCCCCUCUCCGCCCCUUUCCCUCCCCCCACAUCAGUUUGUCAACUUCACGAGGGUCAUGGCAUCAUCGCGUGCACCAGAGCAGCGGGCGGCACUCUUUGCCCUCUCUGCGCUCAUGGAGGUGCCUCAUCAGUACCGCGCCUGCACCGAGCUGGGGCUGCUGGGUCGCCCCAUGGGUCGCAUGCCACCAUCAGCCCCCAAGGAGCCCCCUCCACGCGUGCGAGCAGCAGAUGCUGCAGCCGCCCAAGCUGCAUCCCUCGCUGCUGCCAACAUGCCCCCGCACCUCAACCCUAAUAAUCUCAACCCAUCUGACUUCAACCCCGGCACCACUCCUAACCCCUUCGGAAACUUCAUGGACGCCCCUGCUGCUUAUGGCUAUGGGGCUGGCAGCUCUGCCACACCCACAGGCGCUGCUGCUGCUGCUGACUCUGCGUCGGGCUCUGGUGGUGCGUCAGCAGCGGGAGGGGGGACGGAGUGCCCGGUGUGCCUCAUGUACCCCAAGAACACUGCCUUCCAGUGCGGCCACCAGACCUGCGAGGAGUGUGGCAAGCAGAUGAACAAUUGCCCCAUAUGCCGUGCACCCAUCACCAUGCGCAUCAAGCUGUACAGUUAA